Chara braunii is the source of this 1101-nucleotide messenger RNA. The record is from the annotation of a GenBank genome assembly. Lineage: Eukaryota; Viridiplantae; Streptophyta; Charophyceae; Charales; Characeae.
ACCCCUUGGGAGGGUGAGGUCAGUAAGGAGGGGUGUUGCUAGGUGUGUGUAGGGGUGUGUGACAUGGGGUGUAACACACGAGGAGGUGAGAAUUGAGUGGUGGUUGGCGAUGGCGUGUUCGGGUGAAUUGGGGGCUGAUGCGUGGCUUACUACCGUCCAAGUGAGCAGGGCGAGUGUAAGCCAGGUGGUGGCGAAGCUGCGAUCGGCGGCUGCCGAAACGAUUGUUCCGUCGUUCUCGUGGAUCCUGAGUCAGCGGCAGUGUUUACUGGAGACCACAUGGGGGUUGGAGGAGGAGCCGCCCCCCCAUCUGUGUGCGUUUAUAGACUGGCCACGAUUGGACGACUACGAGGAGCUUGAGGAGGGGCAAGAUCUUUGUGCUACGCUGGAGGACCGCUGCUAUGAUGAUGACGGCAACAUCAUGGGAGACGCUAACAACAUCAACCCUAUCGCCGAAGAUGCUAUCAACGUCGACUGUAAAAACAACCACAAUCUCACCACUGUUGCUCUCAUCAACGCCGUCAACAGCAACGACAACAACAACAACGACAUCAGUAACGACGACAACAACAACAACAACAACAACAACAACAACAACAACAACAACAACAACAACAACAACAAUAACAACAAUAAUAAUAAUGGCGAAGACGGUGAUCUUCGUGAAGAUGACUGUGAUGUUCGCAUCCAAGUCAUCCAGGUUGUCAACAAUGACGACAAUAUUGCUGACAACAAUUGCAACAUCGAUUCAGACGGGGGCAAUCGCAGGGAGUGGCAGGCUUCUCCCACGAUUCUUGCCAUGUUCGGAAGAGGUAGGCCUCUUGGGGAGGGGAUGGUUUUGCGCAUAUUCAUGUGUAUCUGGCGCUGCUCGUGCGGGCGAAAUAGCAUUGCGGUGCUUCCAUGGGAUGCGGGUGGGAGGGAAGCAGGGUGGGGAAGAGGCCUGGAUCUUCGUCUUCCCGAUCGUGAGGGAGGAGGAGGAGGAGGAGGAGGAGGAGGAGGAGGAGGAGCUUGCUCAUACCACUUCCUGCGCUAGCUUACUCAUAUCGAAAAGAUCAAAGCGGAUCAGCACUUAUUACUGACACGGAACAAAAAAGACCUCCGACU